This is a messenger RNA of Argentina anserina (silverweed cinquefoil), 1089 nucleotides long. RefSeq names its product rust resistance kinase Lr10-like. Gene Ontology annotation, biological process: protein phosphorylation. Lineage: Eukaryota; Viridiplantae; Streptophyta; Magnoliopsida; Rosales; Rosaceae. The transcript has a single exon. Gene Ontology annotation, molecular function: ATP binding; protein kinase activity. The record is from RefSeq and is a predicted model, not a curated record. Bases 58 to 1089 code for a protein of 343 amino acids.
GGGUUUCCCUUUGUAACUGCAUUUUUAGUCUAUAUAUGGCGGAAAAGACACUUGUCGAUGUAUAACAACAUAGAAGACUUUCUGCAGAGUAAUAAUAAUUUCACGCCAAUAAGGUACUCAUACUCGGAGAUAAAAAAGAUGGCUAGAGGUUUCAAGGAAAGAUUAGGAGAAGGAGGCUAUGGCUCGGUGUACAAGGGAAAGCUACGGAGUGGUCAUUUUGUUGCCAUUAAGAUCUUGAAUAAAUCCAAAGCUAAUGGCCAAGAAUUCAUCAAUGAAGUUGCUACCAUUGGAAGGAUUCACCAUGUUAAUGUUGUACAACUUGUUGGCUUCUGUGUUGAUGGUUCGAAACGUGCUCUUGUGUAUGAAUUCAUGCCUAAUGGGUCUCUUGAAAAAUACAUCUUUUAUGAACAAGAAAUUGCCUCUUUGAGUUGCGAGAAAAUGUUCAGUAUUGCGCUUGGAGUAGCUCGUGGCAUAGAAUAUCUACAUCAAGGAUGUGAAAUGCAAAUUCUGCACUUUGACAUCAAGCCUCACAACAUUCUUUUGGAUGAAAAUUUCUCUCCAAAGGUUUCUGAUUUUGGGUUAGCAAGAUUAUGCCCUUUAGACAAUAACAUUGUGUCUAUGACUGCAGCAAGAGGUACUUUAGGGUAUAUAGCUCCUGAGUUAUUCUAUAAGAACAUCGGAGGAGUUUCAUACAAAGCUGAUGUGUAUAGUUUUGGAAUGUUAUUGAUGGAAAUGGCUGGGAGGAGGAAGAAUUUAAAUGCAACUAUAGAGAACUCGAGCCAAAUCUACUUUCCUACAUGGGUUUCUGAUCAGCUUGUUGGAGGAAAUGAGAUACACGUUGGAGAUGCUAGUCAUGCUACUGAGGAAGAGAAGACGAUCACAAAGAAGAUGAUGAUAGUGGCAUUAUGGUGCAUACAACUGAAGCCAAAUGAUCGUCCUUCUAUGAACAAAGUAGUGAAGAUGCUUGAAGACGAUAUUGAUAUCCCUCAAAUGCCUCCAAAGCUUGCCUUAUAUCCGCAAGAUGAAUUGCCAGCCGUUAUCGGGGAUAAUUCUAGCUUUACAAGUGCCCAUGAUUUUAGCCGUUAUUAG